Molecule: messenger RNA, 2271 nt
Organism: Elgaria multicarinata webbii
Lineage: Eukaryota; Metazoa; Chordata; Lepidosauria; Squamata; Anguidae
Gene: TPX2
Product: TPX2 microtubule nucleation factor
Exons: 18
Coding region: 13-2271 (752 amino acids)
Biological process (GO): activation of protein kinase activity; regulation of mitotic spindle organization
Cellular component (GO): microtubule; spindle
Source: RefSeq, a predicted model, not a curated record
GGUGGUGACAAAAUGGCUCAGGAGACAUAUUCCUUUGACGUCCCAGAUACAUGUACGAACUUCAAAGACAUGAAUGAGGAUGUGACAAUUGGUGUUGAUGCUUGGUUUGAUGUCAAGGCUUCCUUUCUGACUACCCCAAGAGAAGGGUCGACAAUGGGCUUCCCGCAGAAAGAAUCGUCAUCAAGGGCUAAUCUCCCCCACGCCAUUGUCUCGCCAAUGGUGAAAUCCAGUGAGCAUCCCAGCGAAAAUAUGGAACUGGCGAACGGGGUGCCACCAAAUGUGGUUGGUUCCAUGGCACAGUGGCACGGCGCGUCCAAGGAGGCGGUGGCGGCUUCUACAAGGGCCCCAGGAAGGGUGGCAAGAAUGCUCUCCGCUCGGCGGAAGAGCGCCCAGCGCAGACUCAUGGCCAAAAGCCAUGCAGAGAAAUGUACUGCUCCCUUGGCCAGUGAACAAGAUCCCCCUCCUCCCAAGAAACAGAAAAUCCUUGUCAGACUUCCUAAGAAAACUAAGCCCUGCGCACCUGCCCGUGUGUGGAGAUCUAAUAACCGGGAGAAGCUGGCUGAAAUUCCCGUGAACAGAGCUGUCUCGCCAGUGAAGGCCAAAGUGCCCAUCGCACUUGCAACACCAAAGAGGAGGAAUCCAUCUAUCAAAGGGAAGUCCACAGAGGAGUUGGAGCUAGAGAAAAUGCAGCAAUUGCAGCAAGAGGUGACUGAGUUGCGCAGGAAGAACGAGGAGUCUCUAAAAGUGGCCAUCGCCGGACCAGGGCAACCUGUGAAGCCUGUGAGCCAUAUCACCAAGGCAGUUGACAUCCACUUCUGCACAGAUGACAGGAUUAAACAACACGGGGAAAGCCGGCCUGCCACCGAGUACAAGGAGGUGGAUUUCACAGCUGCCCUGCGGAAGCACCCGCCAUCUCCGGCCCGAAUGGCAAAGGGACCCACGAUCCCCAAACCCUUCAACUUAUCUCAGGGCAACAAAAGGAAGAUUGACGAGGUUGCCCCAGAGUACGUAUCCAUCGCUCAGCAGGUUCAGAACUUCCAUAAACGCACCCCUCCACGUUACCAUUUGAGGAGCAGGAAGGAGGAGGAGGAAGGCGUAGCUCAAAACAGACCCUUGAAGGCCAAGCUGACCCGCCCACAAACUCCUCUCCUUGAAACCAAGAGCCGCUUGAGGCCGGUCACCUGCAAGAGCGCCGCGGAACUGGAGGCCGAGGAGAUCGCCAAGCUCCAACAGUACAGGUUCAGAGCUCAAGAGCUCAACCACCGGAUCCUGGAGGGUGGGCCGAUCUUGCCCAAGAAGCCUCCCUUGAAGGUGCUCACGAAGCCCAUCGGCUUCAACUUGGAGAUAGAGAAACGCAUUCAGGAGCGCGAGAGCAAGAAGCCCCAGGAGGGGGAGGAGCGCUUUGAGUUCCACUCGAGGCCGUGUCCGACCAGAAUCCUGGAGGAUGUGGUGGGUGUUCCAGAGAAGAAGCCGCUUCCUAUCACAGUUCCCAAGUCCCCAGCCUUUGCCCUGAAGAACAGAGUCGGUGCCCUGGCUCGAGAGGAGGAGAAAGACAAGGAAGAAGAAGCGGUCCCUGUGAUCAAAGCCAAGCCGAUGCCACACUUUGGGGUGCCCUUCAAGCCUAAAACCGCAGAGCCAAGGCAGGUGGAGAUGUGCCCUUUUUCCUUUGAGUUCCGGGACAAAGAGAGGCUGCUCCAGAAAGAGAAGAAAAUUGAAGAGCUGCAGAGAGAAGAGGUGCCCAAGUUCAAAGCCCACCCCCUGCCUCAGUUUGGACACAUCAGCCUGCCGGAGAAGAAAGUGAAGAGCGCCACCAAGCCGGAGCCCUUCCAGCUGGCCAUCGACGCACGAGGGGCUCUGAAGCAUGAAAUGUGGCAGCAGCAGCUCAAGGAAGAGAUGAAACGGCAGAAGGAAGCCGCCUCUUUCAAGGCCCAGCCCAGCACCGUGGUGCACCAGGAGCCCUUUGUGCCAAGGAAGGACAGCAAACUUCUUGCAGCCCCUGACAUUUUUGAGCUGGCCACGGAGCGGCGGGCCCGCGAGCGGCGGGAGUUUGAGAACCGGCUGGCGGAGCUCGAAGCCGAGAAGGUGAGGCUCGAAGAGGCGACCAGGCUGGCUGAGGAGGAGCGCGCCAGGGCGGAGCUGGCCACGCUCCGAGAAGAGCUGGUGCACAAAGCCAACCCCAUCCGCAAGUAUUCGAAUGUGGAGCUGAAGCCCAGCGAACAGUCAUUGACGGUCCCGAAAUCGCCCAACUUCUCCGACCGGUUUCAGCGCUGA